This is a messenger RNA of Cyclocybe aegerita, 975 nucleotides long. The record is from the annotation of a GenBank genome assembly. Lineage: Eukaryota; Fungi; Basidiomycota; Agaricomycetes; Agaricales; Hemipholiotaceae.
AUGAAGCUCAGUGCCAGGUGCAUCUCCAAUCUCCUCGAAUAUCAGGCCGGUCCUAACACACGUCUCACAACCAUUAACAUGCAGCUUACCAACGCCAAACUCAUCCUACUCGCUGCUGCCAUUAGCGGCGCCGUUGCUGUCCCCCUUCACACCGAGCCUUCGAACGUCGAAGCUCGUGAACCUCGCGCACCUCCCCGCCCCGUCGUCCACGCCGAGACCCACAACUCCGCACACGGCAAGCGCGAAUUCGACGACGACCUCGAGAUCCGUACACCCUUCGGAAUCAUCAGAGGCGCAGCCCGCGCCUUCCGCCAUCUCGCGUCAGGUGGACUCCAGGGCCGCGAGUUCGACGAAUUGGAAGAACGCGACCCGCACGGGGGCUUCGGAAGAGGACUCGGUCGGGCUGCGCGUGCUUUUGGACAUGCCGCGGUGGGCGCGUUCACUGGUCGGGAUUUGGAAGAUGUCGACAGCUUGGAGGCACGCGAGCCUCGGGGCAGUGGUAACCACGGUCACCCCACCGGCAAGCGUGACCUGGAACGCUUAUUGGAGCGCGAGCCUCGUGGUAGUGGUAGCCACGGCCAUCCCACUGGAAAGCGUGAGUUAGAGGCACGCGAGCCUCGCGGCAGUGGUAACCACGGCCAUCCCACCGGCAAACGUGACCUGGAGGGCUUAUGGGAGCGCGAGCCCCGUGGAAGUGGUAGCCACGGUCAUCCCACCGGAAAACGUGAGUUAGAGGCACGCGAGCCCCGUGGUAGCGGAACUCACGGCCACCCCACUGGCAAGCGGGAGUUGGAGGGUCGCGAACCUCGCGGCAGUGGUAACCACGGCCAUCCCACCGGCAAACGGGAGUUGGAAGAGUUCUGGGGACGUGAACCUCGUGGAAGUGGCAACCAUGGUCAUCCCAAGCGCGAGUACGACGAUUUGGAGGAUUUUUGGGCUCGUGAAGAAUUUGGAGGCUUUGACGAACUUGAUUAA